Messenger RNA from Thlaspi arvense, 1308 nucleotides. NCBI's taxonomy places the organism in Eukaryota, Viridiplantae, Streptophyta, Magnoliopsida, Brassicales, Brassicaceae. The record is from the annotation of a GenBank genome assembly.
AUGGAGAACGGAGAGAUAGAGACAGCGAUUAAAAGAUGCGAAUCGGUUAUAAGGACGAUCGAGCAUCUUCCUUUAUCAACUGCCAUCACUGCCUCGUGUCGUCGCACUCUCCUCAAGCUCGCUUCCUCCGAGCUCUCCUUCCUCUCGUCCCUUGCUUCCGAUCCUUCUCCACAGCCUCUCAGUGUCAACAUUGGCCACAUUGAGUCAGUCGUAUGGAUCUUGCGUCUUCCGUCCAUCACCGGCGUUUCGCGCGUUUGCAAGCCGCUUCCUCUGCCGAUUGGUGGCGUUCACGUCGAUCUCGUCUGUACUCUCGGAAAGGCUCCUGUAUGGAUCAUCGUCUCCGAUAGAAACCCUAGGCACAUCUCCUGGAGCGAAGACCGCCAUGGAGGCAAGGGCUUGAGGUCGAGAAUUGAACAUGUUCUCGCCGCUGCUCAGUCCACAGCCACGCUAAAACCUUCUUCGGUGAUUCUGUUCUUCGCAAAUGGUUUGCCUUCCUCAGUUUACGACAAAUUGAAAGACGGAUUCGGGGCUAAAGAAUUCGAAUUCUGCUCGGAGUCGUCUUCAAUGCUCGAGUUCGAUUGCGAGGAUACGAUGGAGGGAGGAUGGGUUAACGUAGUUCGAAGCAGAUCAUACAAAGAAUCAGUUUCUGUUGAGAUCAAGCUCAUAGAUCGUUGCGAGUCUCCUGCAUUUCUUGAACCUGAGGUUGUAAUUCAAGCAGAGGUCGCAGAGCUAAGCAAAAAUGAUGCUUUCUCCUCUGUAAUCUCCUCCAUGAGAUUGCAAAGUGAAGAAGACUGCUUCAUAAAUCUCGACACAACAGCUCUUGUUGCUCUCGUUUCUGGAAUCACUAACGGAUGUGCAGAGAGAAUCGUGGGUAUGCCUGAGAUCGGAUUAGAUGAAAAGUUCAAAGGAAAUACCGUUUUUGUGAUUGCUCAGGCGGAAUCUGAAAUUGAGAAGCCAGUUCUUGUCAAAAUGGGAGCUGUAUUGUCAGGGAAGCGAGGGAUUGUAUGCAAGAGUGUUCUUUCAGAGUUCAAGGAGUUAGUAUCAAUGUAUGCUGGAACCAAUGAGAAGCGCAGAGCUGUGCAGUUGUUGAAUCGCCUAAUGGUGGUGAAUGACAAUCCCACAGAGCGUGUGAUGGGACUCCCAACAACGAGGAAGUUAGCAAUGAAGAACAAGACCGUGUUUGGAACAGGUGAUAGAUGGGGAGCCGCGACAUUGACUGCGAACAUGGCGUUUGUAAGAGCCGUGGCUCAAUCAGGCAUGUCUCUCUCAACCAUCGACCAUAGCCCUCGAGCUCUCACUGGUGAUUAG